AUGGAAGAUGACCUUAUUGCUUCGGCAGUCUAUGUUCCGCCUUCCGUUCAGGAUCACCGCGAGAGCCUGUUGCUGGGUAGAUCCUAUGCGCACUAUAGCAACGUUCCAGCAGGCAUUGAAACCACAAAAAGGGGGCCCCAUCCCGAACCUGGGACGUCAUGUGUGCUGGGAGUUGACGAAGCUGGACGUGGCCCUGUCAUUGGGCCCAUGGUGUAUGGUGUCUAUUACCUCCCCAUCGAGAUCCAGCAAUCUCUCCUGGCCACCACCUACCAUUUUGAUGAUUCCAAAGUGUUGACGCCGGCCGUCCGAGCAAAUCUCAUGAAAGCAGUCUGUGCCGCCGACACCGAUCUUUUCGCGUCUUCGGGCUGGGCUAUCAAAUCCCUCAGUGCUCAAGACAUUGGAGCGGGAAUGCUAAAAAAUGGAGGAUCGUACAACCUCAACGCCCAGGCCAUGGAUGCUACUGUUGAGCUAAUCCGAGGUGUUCUCGACAAGGGCGUCAAUGUGACGGAAAUAUACGUCGACACCAUUGGCAAGCCAUCUGUUUAUCAGAGGAAACUGGAGUUCAUCUUCCCAACUAUCAAAAUUACCGUCGAAAAGAAGGCAGACAGCUUGUUCCCUUGUGUCAGUGCGGCAAGUGUGGUGGCUAAAGUGACGCGAGACGUCAGUUGUGAAUCUCUCCUCGAGGCGUACGUUCGACAGAGCUCGACCUUCUCGACGGAAGAUACGAUGACUUGGGGCUCCGGCUAUCCUUCGGACGCGAGAUGUGUCAACUGGUUAAAGUCAGCCGUCAAUCCUAUUUGGGGGUUUGGUAACGAGUGCAGGUUCAGCUGGGGUACCGUCAAAGACAUGCUGGAGCAAAAAGGCGGGGCAGCGACCAGAAUCGACUGGCCGGACGAUGGAGAUGACGAGAACAUGAGGCUCUGCCAUUAUUUCAAUCUCGACGGAACUCUGGGACCAAAAAGCGAAAGCGAUGAACUACGUACUUGGUUUGGCACGGGUGUUGGACAAGAAGCAUUCUGA
This is a messenger RNA of Capronia epimyces CBS 606.96, 1020 nucleotides long. Its product is annotated as ribonuclease H2 subunit A. Gene Ontology annotation, cellular component: ribonuclease H2 complex. The transcript has a single exon. Gene Ontology annotation, molecular function: RNA binding; RNA-DNA hybrid ribonuclease activity. NCBI's taxonomy places the organism in Eukaryota, Fungi, Ascomycota, Eurotiomycetes, Chaetothyriales, Herpotrichiellaceae. Gene Ontology annotation, biological process: DNA replication, removal of RNA primer; mismatch repair. The coding region runs from base 1 to 1020 and encodes 339 amino acids. The record is from RefSeq and is a predicted model, not a curated record.